This is a messenger RNA of Pelagomonas calceolata, 897 nucleotides long. Lineage: Eukaryota; Pelagophyceae; Pelagomonadales; Pelagomonadaceae. The record is from the annotation of a GenBank genome assembly.
AUGAGCGCCGACCCUCCCGCGGGCCACAGGUGCGGGGCAAGCCGCUGGCAGCGCGGCACGCUGUGGCUGCAGCACGUCGACCCGCCCCCGGCGGUGGAGGGGCCCUGGCCGCCGCUCGCGUCGGACCCGGACGCGUUUACCACCUUCGCGAGGGACCUGGGCGCGGACGAGCGGUAUCGAUUUAUCGAUGUUCUGGACAUCGACGCGCCGCCGAAGCGGGCCCUGGCUUUCGUGGUUUGCUAUCCGACCGGGGGCUCGGUCGCCGAGGCCAUACUUCCGCUCUUCUCGACGCCGCCGCCGCCGAACGCGGCGUUCUUCGCGCGGCAGACCGUCGGCGGCACAUGUGGCACGGUGGCGCUGCUCAACUCGCUGCUGAACGCGCCCGGCGUGGCGCUGCCCGAACUUGGGCUCGAGGGCGACCGGCCCUCGGCGGCGGCGGUCCUUGCAGCGCCGGCGGUGCGCGCGGCGCACGAUCGAUGUGCUGGCGCGGCGGGGAGCGCCGAAGCCGGGCGCCGCCAGGGACGACACUUCGUUGCCCUCGUCAAGGUCGCGAAAGAUUACCUCUGGCUCGACGGGAAGCGGGCCGGACCCGUAGGGGCGGGGCCGCGAAGCAAGAAGGGCGCGAAGCGGGAGCUGCGGAAGCUGGUAGAUGCUGUGCUAGACGCGCGGCCCGACGCGCUAUUUUCCGUCGUGGCGCUGGUCGACACCGCGCCGCGGCCGCGCCCGCGACCGCCGGCGGGCUCGGCCCCCCGACCGCGGACGUCGGCUCGCCGCGGCGCCGCGGUAACGGUUCCUCCACCGCCGGCACCGCUGGCGACACGCCUCUCGCUUCGGCGGACUCGCUCCGGCGAAUCCAGCACAGACCGUCCUAGGCGUAGUAAGAUGUAUAGAAAGUAA